Molecule: messenger RNA, 1142 nt
Organism: Trametes versicolor FP-101664 SS1
Lineage: Eukaryota; Fungi; Basidiomycota; Agaricomycetes; Polyporales; Polyporaceae
Product: Metallo-dependent phosphatase
Exons: 5
Coding region: 1-903 (300 amino acids)
Molecular function (GO): hydrolase activity
Source: RefSeq, a predicted model, not a curated record
AUGACACUUGUGAACGGUGUAUGCGAGUCGAACCAGAGCCGCACAGCUAAAUUCGACUCCCCCCAAAUUAGCGUGAGCGCUAGACACGUAGUGCCACGCGCUUAUCAUACUAUCGUCCGCAUCGUUUGUAUCUCUGACACGCACGGUCGCCACCACCGUCUACCACCUCUACCCCCGGGAGACAUCCUCAUCCACGCCGGUGAUCUCACAAAGUCAGGGACGGAACCUAAGAUCCGCAAAGCCCUCAACUGGCUCAACUCCGCGCCGCACCCGCACAAGGUUUUCGCCGCCGGCAACCACGACGCUGCGCUCGCGAUUCCCGAGAGGCGAGAUGUCAUUCUUGCAGACUAUCCGGACCUCAUAUACCUAGAAGACUCCGGAGUGGAACUACUAUUGCACGGUCGCCCCAUUUCGCUGUAUGGCACUCCGCGCACGCCGGCUAGUACGCAAUGUGGGGGCGCGGCCGCCUUCCGCACUAAAGAACAUCUCAAGCGGUGGAUGGGGGCCAUACCAUACGGCACGGACAUUCUCGUCACCCAUGUGCCACCGCGACACCAUCGCGACAUGGUGGGUCUUGGCUGCCGCCACUUACUCGCACGUCUGUGGGUCGUGCGCCCGCUUCUACACGUCUUCGGGCACAUCCAUGCUGGGCACGGCGUCGAACGCGCCAUUUGGUCGGCGGAACAGACAAAGUACGAAGGGGUCUGUCAGAGUGGCUCUGGCUGGAACAACGUCCUGCGGGUCGCAUUUGUAGCGUUACGAAAGACGCUUUGGAACUCGAAUCCGCCCUUUCGCUCUCACAAACACACCUUGCUGGUCAACGCCUCGUCGUUGGGGAAAAGUCGAGAUCGGUCGCUCCGGGAUCCGAUAGGCAUGGCUGCGUUACGAACGCCGGGGCACUAAUGGUUUUAGAGUUGCAACUAGCUAGCUAGCGCUAGUAGUAUUCACUGCUCGUCGCUUUAUACAGUGGCUGGCGUACACGUACAGUGAAGAGCUAAUGUCGUGACCCCCGCCCGAGCUCCAUGAAGCCUCGAAGUCCGGUGCGACAUGGACUUUGCAUAGAGGAGGGCGUGCGCAGUCACCCCAAUCGCCAAUUUCAAGUUGGACGCCGACACGCAGCACUUCGGAGAAUUCGAAGCCAG